This is a messenger RNA of Heteronotia binoei (common prickly gecko), 1998 nucleotides long. RefSeq names its product NADH:ubiquinone oxidoreductase complex assembly factor 7 (gene NDUFAF7). Lineage: Eukaryota; Metazoa; Chordata; Lepidosauria; Squamata; Gekkonidae. Gene Ontology annotation, molecular function: protein-arginine omega-N symmetric methyltransferase activity. Gene Ontology annotation, biological process: mitochondrial respiratory chain complex I assembly. The coding region runs from base 128 to 1471 and encodes 447 amino acids. The transcript is spliced from 10 exons. Gene Ontology annotation, cellular component: mitochondrion. The record is from RefSeq and is a predicted model, not a curated record.
UCUAUCUAAACACGUCACUAGCUCAGGACGAGCAGCGAGAACAUAGAAUCACGUGGUGUUAUUGACGGAAGGUCUGAUCUAUUCCGCUGCUGAAACUUUCGGCUACUGAAGUGAACUACAAGUGGAAAUGCAGCUCGCCCUUUUAGGGCGAUCUUUUCUGCGACUUGGCGCGCGAAACUACCGCUUGCUCCGUCUUCAUGGUGAUUCAGCCACAUGGAGAUGUCAGUGCUUUAGCUCAGAAAAUAAAGUAGAGGAAAACAGCGCAGUGACUCCAAUGCUGAAACAUCUCAUAAUGAAAAUAAAGUCAACUGGCCCUAUUACAGUUGCUGAAUACAUGCGAGAAGUCCUAACCAAUCCUUUGAAGGGAUAUUAUAUGCACCAUGACAUGCUUGGAGAAAAAGGAGAUUUUGUUACUUCACCUGAAAUAAGUCAGAUGUUUGGGGAGUUAAUAGGUGUUUGGUUUGUUAGUGAAUGGAUGGCCUCUGGCAAACCCAAAAAAUUUCAGCUGGUGGAGCUGGGCCCAGGUAAAGGCAGUCUUACUCAUGAUAUUUUGCGGGUCUUUAAUCACCUGGACUCUUUACUUAGUAAAUGUGACAUUUCUAUUCACCUGGUGGAAGUCAGUCCCAAGUUAAGUGAGAUUCAAGCAUUAACACUGACAGAAAAAAAAGCAGAAUUAAUGAAUAGUUCCCCUGCUUACAUGCAAGGUGUAGCUAAGACUGGACUUCCAAUUUUCUGGUACCAAGACUUAAGUGAUGUACCAGCAGGGAACAGUUUUUAUUUAGCACAUGAAUUCCUUGAUGCUCUGCCUAUACACAAGUUUCAGAAAACAGAAAAGGGGUGGCGUGAGUUGCUGGUUGAUAUUGAUCCAGAAGCUCCUGACAAGCUGCGUUUUGUCCUUGCACCAUCUGCUACUGCUGCUUCAGAAGUAUUCAUACAUGAGAGGGAAUCCAGGGAUCACGUGGAGGUGUGUCCUGAUGCUGGUGCCAUUAUUCAGAAGCUGGCCCAAAAUGUAGAAAAGAAUGGGGGAGCAGCGCUGAUUGUAGAUUAUGGUCAUAAUGGAACAAAAACUGAUACUUUCAGGGGAUUCUGUGGCCAUAAGCUACAUGAUGUGUUGACAGCUCCAGGAACAGCAGACCUCACUGCAGAUGUUGAUUUCAGUUACCUGCAAAGAAUGGCACAAGAAAAAGUGGCUACUUUGGGUCCCAUAAAGCAACAGGACUUCUUGAAAAACAUGGGAAUUGAUGUACGAUUGCAGGUGCUGUUACACAAUGUAAAAGAUGCAGUUACUCACCGUCAGCUGCUUCAAAGUUAUGAAAUGCUCAUGGAGCUGGAUAAAAUGGGAGGACGAUUCAACUUUUUUGCUCUUCUGCCUCAUUACAGACUUGUAGCUUCUGACAAGCUAAAGAAGCCACAUCAUUCAACAUCACUUUCUAUACCUGUUGCUGGUUUUAGUGAACUUUUAUGGAAAUGAGCCCUAACUCUGAACAUUUUUUGUAUGACAAAGAUUCACACUUUAUCAUUCAGCUAAGCAUUAUGGAAACAACUGUAUUGCUAUUUCAGAUGUAAUAUACAAGAAUUAGCAUAAAAGGUUAUGCUAUAAAUAUCCAAACUUCACUUGUAUCAUGUAAACUGCAGUACAGGUUGCAUUAUGGUUCCAGUAACAUUAAGACAGUAAAUUUGGGAAGGAGACAGAAUAAUAAUAUAUUCUGGGAUAGAAAAAUACAUUUUUUACUAACCUUGUAUUUUAAAAGUCCUUUAAUAUAUAACUGAGUUUGUUGGGCUCCAAGCAAAGAUCUGCAGGUUACUGUAUUAUCAUGUAUUUUUUUCUAAACAGACUGGGACUUUUCAGUGUAGAACAAAAAAGGACAAUUAAGGGGAGACAUGGUGGAGGUUUAUAAAAUUACACAUGGGGCAGAGAGUGAAUAGAGACCAUUUUUUCUCCUCCCUAAAUACUAGAACUAGGGAGCACCUAAUAAAAUUGAUGCACAAGAGACAAAA